UUCUCCAUUUUUCUCAUGGAAAUCUCUCUGGGGUUUAAUGCAGUCAGUCCGCAGCCACUGAGAUUCUGCUUCGACACGAACCCACUAGAGCUCAAUCGAGUCACACACACACACACACACACAUGAAGACGCUGGGAUCGAUCGGAGCACUGAGAUUAUAGUGUGCGGGAUUAUCUGUGCGGUUUUCACUGAUGCAAGGACGUUUCUCCUGCCUUUUCGAGAAUCGAUGAAUAUGCGCGCUGUGUUCUGGAGAUUGUCCGCAUCUUCUGCUCGCAUCUCUCGGAUCUAACAUUUCUUUUACCUCAGGUUGUGCUGUUGUGAAGGCCGAUCCAUCCCACCGGAAUGAAAUCAGGAAAACGGUAAACAUGGCAGAUACGGUAAACACGAGCGCCGACGCUCCCUCAGACCAUCAGGAGGAACGGGAAGAGCUCGCCUGAGGAUUCGCGACACACUCGGAUUACAGAUUAGCGCUUGUAAGGAUUACGACUUCCGUCAGCAUGUUCGCGCAUUCGCUCGCCGCAAGAAUGAUCCUUCAGAUCCUCGCUGUGAUUUGGGGAGUUACACUCGUCGUUUGCCAGCAAGCACAAUACACAACGGUGACCACCAAUUACGGUAAGUUGCGCGGGUUGCGGGUGUCGUUGGCGAGCGAGAUCCUGGGCCCCGUGGAGCAGUAUCUGGGGGUCCCGUACGCGACGCCCCCUACUGGAGAACGCCGGUUUCAGGCUCCGGAUCCGCCCUCGUCGUGGCCCGGCGUCAGGAACGCCACACACUUCGCUCCGGUGUGUCCGCAGUUCCUGGAGGACCGGCUCCUGCUCACGGACAUGCUCCCGGUGUGGUUUACCGCAAACCUGGACACGGUAGCGACGUACGUGCACGAGCAGAGCGAAGACUGUCUGUACCUCAAUAUCUACGUGCCCACAGAGGAAGACACACACGAUGAGUCGGGUUUGAAGCCGGUCAUGGUUUAUAUUCACGGCGGCUCGUACGUGGAGGGAACCGGGAACAUGAUGGACGGCAGUGUCCUCGCCAGCUACGGCAACGUGAUCGUCGUCACCGUCAACUACAGGUUAGGAGUGUUAGGUUUCCUCAGCACUGGAGAUCAGGCGGCGAAGGGGAACUACGGUCUCCUGGACCAGAUCCAGGCCCUGCGCUGGGUGAAGGAGAACAUCCAGGCCUUCAACGGCGAUCCGGAGCGAGUGACCAUCUUCGGCUCGGGAGCAGGAGCCUCGUGUGUCAGUCUGCUCACCCUCUCACACUAUUCUGAAGAUCUGUUUCAGAAAGCAAUCAUUCAGAGUGGCACGGCUCUCUCCAGCUGGGCCGUCAACUACCAGCCGGCCAAAUACACACGCAUGCUGGCCGAGAAGGUCGGCUGCAACGAGGACGACACGGUGGAGCUGGUCCAAUGCCUCCAAAACAAAAACUACAAGGAGCUCAUCGAACAAAACAUCACCCCUGCCAAAUACCACAUCGCAUUCGGGCCCGUGAUCGACGGAGACGUCAUUCCGGACGACCCGCAGAUCCUCAUGGAGCAAGGAGAGUUCCUCAACUACGACAUCAUGUUGGGAGUCAACCAGGGCGAGGGAUACAAGUUCGUGGACGGGAUCUUAGACAGCGAGGACAGAAUAACCGGAAACGACUUUGAGUUCGCAAUUUCUGAAUUCGUCGACCACUUGUACGGCUAUCCGGAAGGAAAAGAUACCCUGCGGGAAACCAUAAAGUUCAUGUACACGGAUUGGGCGGACAGGGAAAACCCGGAGAUGCGCAGGAAAACGUUGGUUGCGCUUUUCACGGAUCACCAGUGGGUGGCGCCGGCCGUGGCCACAGCGGAUCUGCACGCUCAAUACGGGUCGCCCACGUACUUUUACGCCUUUUACCACCAUUGCCAGAGCGAUAUGAAACCCGCCUGGGCCGAUUCUGCACACGGAGACGAGCUUCCGUAUGUUUUCGGCAUUCCCAUGAUCGGACCCACGGAUCUGUUCAACUGCAACUUUUCCAAGAAUGACAUUAUGCUGAGCGCCGUCGUCAUGACGUACUGGACGAACUUUGCCAAAACUGGAGACCCAAAUCAACCAGUUCCUCAAGACACCAAAUUCAUCCACACUAAACCGAACCGCUUUGAGGAGGUGGCCUGGUCGAAGUACAACCCUAAAGACCAGCUGUACCUUCACAUCGGCCUGAAGCCUCGUGUUCGCGACCACUACAGAGCCACCAAAAUCGCCUUCUGGUUGGAGUUAGUGCCACACUUGCACAACAUCAACGAACUCUUCCAGUACGUCUCAUCGACGACUAAAAUCCCACCGCAAGACACGACGCCUUUCUCCUACACCAAACGCUUGUCCAAUAAACUCUGGCCUUCGACCACUCGCCAUCCUCCCGCUCCUCCAGCAAACACCAAACAGAUGUCGGAUCAGCAGAAAACAUCGGAGCACGCCGACGGGACGGUCAUCAUCGAAGCGCGGGAUUAUUCCACCGAACUGAGCGUGACGAUCGCCGUCGGGGCUUCGCUUCUCUUCUUAAACAUCCUUGCAUUCGCGGCGCUUUACUACAAAAAGGACAAACACCGGCUAGAGUCGAGUCGCAGACUCAGUCCUCCGAGAAACCUAGCGAACGACAUUCCCCGCGUCCCGAGCGAAGAGUUGAUGUCCCUGCAGAUGAAACAACUCGAUCACGAUCGCGAUCACGAUCACGACUGCGAUUCGCUGCACGGCCACGACAUGAUCCACCUGAGCUGUCCGCCCGAUUACGCGCUAACGUUGCGCCGGUCGCCCGACGACGUGCCGCUAAUGGCGCCGAACACCAUCACGAUGAUUCCCAGCUCUUUCGCGGGAAUGCAGCCGUCGUAUCACAACCCGUUUAACGCGUUCGGGAACAACACUCCGAGCAGCACGGGUCUCCCUCAUGGACACUCCACGACGCGAGUAUAACGGACUCUUCGAUGCGCACCCAAACGCUGAGGGUGUUAUUUUGCUACGGACUCUUUUAUGAAUUAAGUAACGUUACACUUAUUAACCUGUAUAAUGUGAUCAGUGAAUGUAAUCAUUUUUCGCAUUCAUGGUACAGUGACCGACCGAAGCACUCAAAAAAUAUUAUUACGUCAAAUUAAGGAAUAUUAUUUGCAUCCUGAUUUCCUGAUUAACGUGUGUGGCGAUUUAUCGAUUUAUCGUGGCAUUGCAGCGCUAAAACCUGCAUCUUAAGGCCCGUUCACGCCAAGCAUGAUAACGAUAAAAAUAAAAAUAUAGAUUCGUUUAAAUGUAAAAGACUGUUCAGGGGUGCGUUUCCCGAAAGCAUCG
Molecule: messenger RNA, 3290 nt
Organism: Pimephales promelas (fathead minnow)
Lineage: Eukaryota; Metazoa; Chordata; Actinopteri; Cypriniformes; Leuciscidae
Gene: nlgn4xb
Product: neuroligin 4 X-linked b
Cellular component (GO): membrane
Molecular function (GO): neurexin family protein binding
Source: RefSeq, a predicted model, not a curated record